CGGUAUAGAUCUGGAACGCUCGCGACUUAUCGAGCUCUUAACAUAUUGGGGUUCGAAGCGUACCACAACCAUAAAAGCUUUGCUUAUGGAGCAUCCCACAUGAAGAUGUUCAAUGAAGCUCUUCAGGCUUCCUGGCACGAGAACACGGAAGCCUAUCAUCGACCCGAGUUCGAUAAGUGGUUCCAGGGAUAUGAUGCUCUGGUCGAAUUGCCGUCGUACUUUCCAGAAGAAAUCGUUCAAGCCUAUCCUGGUGCGAAAUAUAUUUUAGUCGAGCGUGAUCCAACUGCCUGGGCGCGCAGCGUUAUGAACAGCAUUGUCCGUAUGGCAGAGGAUGUCAACAAGAUGCCCAUCAGAACACUCAAGCACUUCGAUGAAACCAUGAAGAUGCUUUGCAUCAAUGCACGCCUUAUUGGCGGACACUUCUCCGGCGGCCAUUUCACUAGGCAAGGCGGCCUUGAAGCUUGUGAGACAUGUUUGCUGCGUGUUAAGAAGUUGGUACCAACCGAACAGCUCCUGGUUCUCCGGCUCGAAGACGGACUCGAUUGGCAUUCUAUUUGCCCCUUUUUGCAACUACCUCUCCCACAAGAGCCGUGGCCGGAGAAGAAUACAUGUGAGCAAUUCCACACUUUGGUGCAGGAGCUCAUGACGCCACUGGUGAAGCGAGCUCUUGUAAGGGCGACAACGUAUGCUCUUUUGUUGGCUGUGAUCGUAUGUAGCACAGUAUUAUCGGCCAUAUCUUGGUGGUGCACAGAUCAAAGCACCCUCGAUACGAGGGAUCUCUAA
Messenger RNA from Microdochium trichocladiopsis, 783 nucleotides. RefSeq lists its product as uncharacterized. NCBI's taxonomy places the organism in Eukaryota, Fungi, Ascomycota, Sordariomycetes, Xylariales, Microdochiaceae. The transcript is spliced from 3 exons. The record is from RefSeq and is a predicted model, not a curated record. The annotation marks the transcript as partial.